Lutra lutra (Eurasian river otter) is the source of this 688-nucleotide messenger RNA. It is a transcript of the gene IL20, whose product is annotated as interleukin 20. The coding region runs from base 110 to 640 and encodes 176 amino acids. The record is from RefSeq and is a predicted model, not a curated record. Lineage: Eukaryota; Metazoa; Chordata; Mammalia; Carnivora; Mustelidae. The transcript has 6 exons.
ACCUGAAACACCAACUCACACUGAGACCUUGAACAAAGACCCAGGGUCUUUUCUUCCAGGAGGCUCAGCUACUUUUCUUACUCAUUUGGUCUUCAGAUUCUGGCACAAGAUGAAAGUUUCUGGUCUUCCCAUCUGCCUUCUCUCUGCUGCAUUUUAUCUCUUCUGGACACCUUCUGCUGGGCUGAAGACACUCCAUUUGGGAAGCUGUGUGAUCACCACAAACCUUCAGGAAAUACGAAAUGGAUUUUCUGAGAUACGAGACAGUGUGCAAGCCAAAGAUGAAAUCAUUGAUACCAGAAUCUUGAGGAAGACUGAGUCUUUGCAAAACACAAAGCCUACAGAUCAGUGCUGCCUCCUCCGCCAUGUACUGAGACUCUACCUGGACAGGGUAUUCAAAAACUUUAAGACUCCUGACCAUCAUAUCCUCCGGAAGACCAGCAGUCUUGCUAACUCUUUUCUUACCAUUAAGAAGGAACUCCGGCUCUGUCAUGCCCAUAUGACAUGCCCUUGUGGAGAGGAAGCAACAGAGAAAUACAGCCAGAUUCUGAGUCACUUCGAAGAGCUUACGCCUCAGGCCGCAGUGGUGAAGGCUUUGGGAGAGCUGGACAUUCUCCUGCAAUGGAUGGAGGAAAUGAAAUAGGAGGAGAGUGAUGACCUUACUGACAGUGGUGCUGGCCAAGCAUCCCAG